This is a messenger RNA of Owenia fusiformis, 591 nucleotides long. The record is from the annotation of a GenBank genome assembly. NCBI's taxonomy places the organism in Eukaryota, Metazoa, Annelida, Polychaeta, Sabellida, Oweniidae.
AAAAUAUCAAUCAAGCUUUUCUGAUUGCAGGUCAAAUAAGAGGUCAAGCAGGAGUUUUAUCUGGGCAUCACACACUAAUUAGAGAAUUGAUGGGGGCAAGUACUACAAUGCGCUACAGUGGAAAGGCGCACCAUACUGGCAGCAAUACAUCACAAUGUGACUCACAAACAACUAGGAAAUACACAUGCAUGCUGUGCUGUAAAUCAUUUAAUUCAGGUUCAAGUCUAUCCAGGCAUAAAAAGAUCCAUACUGGCGAAAAGCCAUUUAUUUGCCCAUAUUGCAAUAAAUCAUUUCGCCAAAAACCACAUCUUCAAUAUCACAUUAAAGGCAAACAUUGAUGCAUAAAAAACUGAAAACUAAAAAACUAUACAGACUAGGUGGAUAUGACUAUGACUAGUAUAUAAUGAUUCAUCAAUUCCUUUUUUGAUCUACUAUCAUAAUAACAAUAAAUGUAAACAAAAAAGUAAAAUAAAUGCUCAUAUAAAAAUAAUCAACACGACUUGUACAUAAAAUUGAGGGAAACUUCUGACUGGGUUAAUCACUUUUAUAUGUGCAGAGGUGGAGCAAGACACAUCAACAAUAAUAGGAUGA